AUGAAUAUAAAAAGUUAAGUGCCCUCAUCUUCUUUUUUUGAUGUUUCUAAAGGCUCUUUAUGGCUGAACACAACUGCUUCUCGUAAUAUAAGUGAAUCCAUAUAAGAAAAUUUCUAUAUUUAUUCUUCCAAACAUCAAACAUUCAAAAUCAAAACAUUAUACCUACAAGGUCAUUACAUCUUUCGAAAGAAAAAAAAUGUAUAACUGUUUAAUUUAUUCUUAGGGUUAAAAUAAAAUUGCAGACAUCUUAAAUGCAACCAUUUGUGAAAUCGAGUAACCAAAUUUAGGAGCAGGAAUUAAAAUUAUUAAAGCAGGAUAAAUUAUAGAAAUUUAUGGAAUGAUUAUGAAUUGGCUUUCGUAACUCAAACUUUAUUGUAUUUAACAAGAUUUUACAAGUAAAUAUUCAAUUAUUACUUUACUUGGUUAAGGAACAUUUGGAAAAGUAUUAAAUUAUUUUAUAAAUCUUAGGUUUAUAAAAUAAAAUCUAGAACUACUCAAUAAAAUUAUGCUGUUAAAGUUUUCGAAAAGAAAACCUUAAUAAAUUAUUAAGACUAUUUAGUUUUAACAAAAGAAUUAUAAAUAGUUCGUAUUUUGAAUCAUCCAGCGAUAACUCAUUUCUACGAAACUUUUGAAAAUGCUGAGUUUAUUUUUAUUGUUUAUGAAAUGAUAGAAUAAGGAGAGCUUUCCUAAUUAAUUAAAGAAAGAUAUCUUUCUGAGGAAGAAUGUCUUUAUAUUACUAAAUAAUUACUAUAAGGAUUAUUAUUUAUGCAUUCAUAAGGCAUUCUACAUAGAGACUUGAAACCUUCAAAUAUUUUAUUAAAAGAUAGAAACUCUUUUUAAAUUGCAAUUACAGACUUUGGUUUAGCUGAUUUCUAUAAAAUAGAUGGAAAGUAUAUUUAUACAAGAUGUGGAACUCCUGGAUUUGUGGCACCUGAAGUACUUUAAGAUAAGAUAUAUGAUUACAAAAUUGAUAUUUAUAGUGUAGGUGUCAUCUUAUUUAUGUUAUUAACUGGAGGAAAGUCUCCUUUUUAGGGACCUGAUCCUGAUGAACGAUUAUAUUAAAAUUACAAAGGAUCAGUAGAUUAUUCUUUAUUACCAAAUUUGUCUGAAAAAACAUUUAAUUUGUUGCAAUCUAUGCUUGAAUUAGAUCCUUAUAAAAGAAUAUCAGCAAAAGCUGCCCUUAAUCAUUAAGCUUUUCGAAACUUUAAAACUAAUAAAUUUUCAUUAAUUCUAAAUAAAACUCCUAAAUGCAAUGAUAAAAUAUUCAGUUCCAGACUCAAAAUAAAUACUAAUACAAAUUUAGAUAAAUAUUUACAAUUAACACCAAGAACUUUAAAUAUUUAAUAAAAGCCAGUCAAUAAUAUGAAGAAAGAAGCAAUUAGAAGAGGCUUUAAAAAAAUGGAAACUUUUUCUCAUAGAUCCCCUUAACUUUCUCCAAUUAAAACUUUAACGAGAUUCGAACUAUUUCCAUGA
This is a messenger RNA of Paramecium sonneborni, 1473 nucleotides long. Lineage: Eukaryota; Ciliophora; Oligohymenophorea; Peniculida; Parameciidae. The record is from the annotation of a GenBank genome assembly.